UGCUAAUCGAUCAAUAAAAAGGAAGAGCGGCUGUCAGCUUUACCUGUUGACUAUUCUCAUGUGUAACUUUGAAUAAAACAUCGAACGAUUCAUGUGUCAUAAAUUUUUUUAAUUUGAGAAAUAGUGGGAAGCUCUGAGAAGUAAAUACAAAUUUGUUAAUGAAUUUUUGGUGAUUUAUUUGUUUUAAAUGAGACACAUGACUCUGGGAAUUUUGUUGCGCAUUUUCUUGUGGGUGAAUGGCAUCGAGGGAUGAUUACGAAUAUCAUUUGUGUGCAGGUGGUGAAAAUAUGGAUCAAAUAGGAGAGCCAACACCAGGCCAACGCCUCGAGGGUUUCAAAUUCCUGUUCGCAGUGACUGAAGCAAUCGGUGGAGCUCUGAUUGUUCUCGUAUUCGUCUGGGUGGUCCACUUCAGAGGUGGAUUUGCCUGGUCCUCUGAUGUCUCCCUGCAAUUCAAUUGGCACCCCUUUUUGAUGACAGUCGGCCUUGUCUUUCUUUAUGCUAAUGGAAUGCUGAUCUACAGAAUCCAGAGGAAUGUUAGAAAACGUCGUCUGAAGCUCCUUCACGGUGGGAUGAUGGUGUUCACGUUGUUUCUCACAGUAAUUGCUCUUGUCGCUGUCUUUGACAUGCAUAACAACUCGAAACCCCCAAUUCCAAAUAUGUACACCCUGCACAGCUGGGUGGGCCUUACGAGUGUAAUUUUAUUCGGUUGCCAGUGGCUUGCUGGUCUAGUCUCCUUUCUGUACCCGGGAAUUCAAGCACCACUUCGUGCUGCCUAUUUACCGAUUCACACCUAUUUCGGAACAGCAGGAUUUAUCGGAGUUAUUGCUUCGUGUCUCCUAGGACUCAACGAGAAAGCGAUAUUUGCACUAACGCCACAGACUUACUCAAAAUUCACGUCCGAAGGUGUCUUCAUUAAUGUUAUCGGAUUACUUUUCGUCGUGUUCGCGGGUCUCGUCGUGUAUUUGGUGUCUCAGGACAGGUACAGGAGAUUGCCUCGCCCUGAGGAUGAAGUACUGCUCACAGGCCAAUCUCAAUGAAUCUCAAAUAGAAUUCAGUAAUGAAGUGAUAAAGAGUAACAAACGAAAUUCUCACCUAAUCGAGUAUUCGAGCAAUACUCUGGAUCUAAGAGGAAUACCGAGAUUUUCCUCAUGACCUCUUUUACAGAGUCGACUGAAAACUACAAAAAAGGUCAUUGUAGAAAUUUCGAUAUCUAGUUUAGAUUAGGAGAUAUUAUUUGAAAACGUAUGUGUCAUCAGAAUCGAUUUGUUAUCUUUACGAUUUCGUUGCGAAAUUAAAUUCCUUUUAAUUCAAUUGUAUUGAAUAAUUAAAAAUGUCAGUGGAACCCGGUGCUCGUAUUAAU
Molecule: messenger RNA, 1360 nt
Organism: Fopius arisanus
Lineage: Eukaryota; Metazoa; Arthropoda; Insecta; Hymenoptera; Braconidae
Product: cytochrome b561
Exons: 6
Coding region: 237-1037 (266 amino acids)
Molecular function (GO): oxidoreductase activity
Source: RefSeq, a predicted model, not a curated record